AAAUCCUCCAAUCCAUUUUCCCUCAAAACCUUCUCGUUUCUUAAACCCUCCCGGCCAACACCCACCACCCCAACAAUGGCGACCCCUCGCUCACUCUACCGUACCCUCCUCCGCCCCUUCUCCACAACCACUAAACCCUCUCGCCAUUUCUCCGAUCCCAAGAAGGAGGAGGCGAAGCUAGCGGAGCUGCGCAGGUACUACAAUCUACUGGUGCUGCGCAGAGACUACGUGAAGCAUGUGAAGGAGGUCCGCGUCAAGUCCAUCAUGGAGGUGGAGCUCAUGAGGCUCGAGAUGCUCCGCGUCGACGAGGCCCGUAAGGAAGCCCAGAAUGAGCAGACCAGGAGGCUCAAGGCCGAGGCCGUCAGGGUUCGCGCUCAAAAGCGGGAGGCUGCCAAGCACGAGACGGAACAAGCACUAUUAAAACAGAAAGCAGAAAAGCUUGAGAAUUUGAAGAAGAAAGAAAUGCUUAGGGAAAAAUAA
Rosa rugosa (rugosa rose) is the source of this 480-nucleotide messenger RNA. RefSeq lists its product as uncharacterized. NCBI's taxonomy places the organism in Eukaryota, Viridiplantae, Streptophyta, Magnoliopsida, Rosales, Rosaceae. The record is from RefSeq and is a predicted model, not a curated record. The coding region runs from base 76 to 480 and encodes 134 amino acids. The transcript is spliced from 2 exons.